Molecule: messenger RNA, 2157 nt
Organism: Penicillium riverlandense
Lineage: Eukaryota; Fungi; Ascomycota; Eurotiomycetes; Eurotiales; Aspergillaceae
Product: Glycogen synthase
Exons: 4
Coding region: 1-2157 (718 amino acids)
Biological process (GO): glycogen biosynthetic process
Cellular component (GO): cytoplasm
Molecular function (GO): alpha-1,4-glucan glucosyltransferase (UDP-glucose donor) activity
Source: RefSeq, a predicted model, not a curated record
AUGGCCGACGAGAGUGAACCUGCCCGUCGGGAUGUUCGCAACCACAUGCUCUUCGAGAUUGCCACCGAAGUCGCCAACCGCGUCGGUGGCAUCUACUCCGUACUCAAGUCAAAGGCCCCCGUAACCACCGCCGAGUAUGGCGAGCGAUAUACUCUGAUCGGCCCGCUGAACCGAGCCUCCGCUAUGGUCGAGGUCGAGGAGCUCACGCCUGCUAGUCCGGCGAUGCGUGAGACCAUCCAGUCCAUGAAGGAGCGCGGCAUCGACCUCGUCUACGGGCGCUGGCUGAUCGAGGGUGCUCCCCGGGUGCUCCUGAUCGAUACCGGUACCGGCUAUCGUUGGCUGGACGAGUGGAAGGGCGAUCUGUGGAAUGCAUCCGGGAUCCCCUCCCCCUCUGCCGAUCAUGAGACCAAUGAGGCCAUCGUCUUUGGAUAUUUGGUGGCGUGGUUCCUGGGAGAGUACCUGGCCCAUGAGCGCCACCGUGCUGUCGUCGCUCACUUCCACGAAUGGCUGGCUGGCGUGGCGUUGCCACUGACCAAGAGGCGCCAUAUGGAUGUGACGACGAUCUUUACGACCCACGCAACUCUCCUCGGCCGGUACCUGUGUGCUGGGUCGGUCGACUUUUAUAACAACCUCCAAUAUUUCGAUGUCGAUGCUGAGGCGGGCAAGCGGGGGAUCUACCACCGCUACUGUAUUGAGCGCGCGGCGGCCCACAGCGCGGACGUCUUCACGACGGUCUCGCACAUCACCGCGUUCGAGAGUGAACAUCUGCUGAAGCGCAAGCCCGAUGGAGUAUUGCCAAAUGGGCUGAAUGUCAAGAAGUUCUCAGCGAUGCACGAGUUCCAAAACUUGCACUCGCAAGCCAAGGAGAAAAUCAAUGACUUCGUCCGCGGCCAUUUCUACGGCCACAAUAAUUUCGACCUUGAUAACACGCUCUAUCUCUUUACCGCUGGUCGGUACGAGUUCCGCAACAAGGGUGUUGAUAUGUUCAUCGAGGGCCUGGCCCGCCUCAACCACCGCCUCAAAUCGAGUGGGUCGACCACGACCGUGGUGGCCUUUAUCAUCAUGCCGGCGCAGACGUCUUCGUUGACAGUCGAGUCGCUCAAGGGACAGGCGGUGGUCAAAUCCCUGCGUGAUACAAUUGAGAACAUCGAACAGGGUAUCGGAAAGCGGAUGUACGAGCGGUGCCUGGCCUGGAAAGAAGGUGACAACAUGCCCGACGAGAAGGAUCUCAUCACCAGCCAGGACCGUGUGCUGCUGCGCCGUCGCCUUUUCGCCAUGAAGCGGCACGGCCUGCCCCCGAUCGUCACACAUAACAUGCUCAACGACUCGGAGGACCCGAUUCUGAACCAACUCCGCCGGGUCGAGCUGUUCAACUCUUCCUCUGACCGGGUGAAGAUUGUUUUUCAUCCUGAAUUCCUGAACUCUUCUAACCCGGUUUUGCCUCUGGAUUAUGAUGACUUUGUCCGUGGAACGCACUUGGGAGUUUUCCCCUCGUACUACGAGCCCUGGGGUUACACUCCCGCCGAAUGCACAGUCAUGGGUGUUCCGAGCAUCACCACCAACCUGUCCGGAUUUGGAUGCUAUAUGGAGGAGUUGAUCGAGAAUUCGUCCGACUAUGGGAUCUAUAUUGUGGAUCGUCGUGCCAAGGGCGUCGACGAUUCGGUCAACCAACUCACCGAUUUCAUGUAUAACUUCACGCUGAAGAGCCGCCGCCAGCGGAUUAACCAGCGUAACCGCACGGAGCGGCUCAGCGAUCUGCUUGACUGGAAGCGGAUGGGCUUGGAAUAUGUCAAGGCCCGCCAGUUGGCUUUGCGAAGAGCGUACCCGUCCUCCUUCGAUGGCACCGAGGAUUAUGUCGACUACUUUGGAGGAACCGAACAGAAGCUCUCGCGUCCUCUCUCAGUCCCGGGAUCUCCUCGCGAUCGCUCGGGCAUGAUGACCCCCGGAGACUUUGCUUCCCUUCAAGAGGGCCGGGAGGGACUAACCACCGAAGACUACGUUGCGUGGAAGCUCCCUGAGGAGGAGGAACCGGAUGACCACUUCUACCCUCUCACCCUGCGGACUCGCAAGUCCAUUGAGCGUACGCAGUCCCCGCUGGAUAGCAUCUCGAUCAACGGCGGGCGUCACGCGGAGGGAAGCCCCACCGAGCAGGCUUGA